Messenger RNA from Monopterus albus (swamp eel), 2881 nucleotides. RefSeq names its product Rho GTPase activating protein 28 (gene arhgap28). NCBI's taxonomy places the organism in Eukaryota, Metazoa, Chordata, Actinopteri, Synbranchiformes, Synbranchidae. The record is from RefSeq and is a predicted model, not a curated record. The coding region runs from base 711 to 2588 and encodes 625 amino acids. Gene Ontology annotation, cellular component: cytoplasm. The transcript has 16 exons. Gene Ontology annotation, biological process: regulation of actin filament polymerization; signal transduction; negative regulation of stress fiber assembly. Gene Ontology annotation, molecular function: GTPase activator activity.
UAUUGCGCAGGUGAAAGAAGGCAGAUCAAGAUAGUGAUUUACCUUUUUUCUCAUUCUUUGUGCUACGGUAAGCUAACUGUUUCUCUGCUAAAAGUCUUUGUGUUGCACUGAAAGGUUUCCUUUAGAGCUAAGAUAAUGGUUUCCCCCCACCUCUUGGUCCUUGUGCUAAGGUAGGUUAUCAGUUUCCCCUGCUGUCAAGUGGAAAAAACACAGUUUCUUACUGGUUUGUUUUAAUGCUAUGCUAGCAGUUUCCCCCUGCUUCAUGCCUUCUGCUAAGAUAAUAUUUGUGUCAAGUUAAGCAAAUGGUUUCUCUCUGCUCAGUCUUUGUGCUAAAUUAAUAAUUUUCCUCUACUCCCAGUCUCUGUACUAAGCUAGUAGUUUUCCUCUGCUCUGGUCUCUGUGAUAAGCUAUGGAAGUGGUCUCACUCUUCACAAGCCUUUGGGGAUCUCCAGUCUUCCCAGACCAAGCUAAUCCGCUCCGCCCCUCUUCCUGAGUCCUCAGAGAGGAGCUGCAACCAGACCGAGCGGAGACUGAAGGCUGCUGGAAAGCUCCUAAACUGCCUGUCUUCAUUGCGGCUUCCUGCCGCCACCUCCUCCUCUCACCCUCUUUCCAGGCGAGGCACAGUGCAUCUCAAACGAGCCCACUGAUUGGAUGACAAUCUUUUUGAUGCUCUGAUUGGCUGACAGGAUAGACGUCUCUAUCUCUAGAAGAUGUUGUCUUCUCCCCCUGCCACCUCCUCAUCUUCAUCUCUGGCCUCUCACAGAGUGACCUCUGACCCCCGGCAUGUUACCAUGGAAACCUACUGGAGGGAGGUGCAGAGCAUUGAGGAGGAAAAGGAGGGAGAAGAAGAAGACGAGGAGAAGAGUAUGGAUGAGGUGGAGCUGGAGGAGGUGUGGCUGACAGAGGCAGGAUUAUCCUCUCUGGUGACGGGCUUGUCAGAGGAGGAGGCACCACUGCCGCCGGCGGAGGCACUAUUAUCCACAUUGACACGGCAACAAGUCGCCACAGUGAAGAAGAGACUGGACAACUACAAUGAGACGCUGAGGAAGAGAAACAGGCAACCAAUCAGAGAUGUCCGUGACAUCUUCACUCAACCUGACCAUGACUCAGCAGACAGAAGCCCCUCCCCUCCCCCUCCCCACGCAGAGUCACAGCCAAGUCGAUACCACACCACCACCAAGACCAUCCGCCGAAACACACACAGAGUUCGACCGACCCUUCCUGCAUUUUUCUUUGAGGAUGAACUCCCUGGACAUCCACACACACGCUCUCCGACUCUCAGCCCCUCCCCUCCUCACACACUCUUACAACCUGGCAGUCAGUCCAGAAGAGCUGAUUGGCUGCUGCGGGAUUCUCCAUACUCAGAGGGUGUGGCCAAUCACAAACUCGGCAGUGCCUGUUGGGACUGUCUGUGUUUCCAUGGGGAUGACAACAGUGACAUGCCUUUCCUACCUGUCGCUCCCUCUCAUGGUCUCACCUGGGCAGAUGACCUGUCAUUAUGUGACCUUGCCCGACUCAGCUUCUUCGCUCACAUCGAGCUCUCCACCUUCCUGCUCGCUCUGGGCAUCCAAACCAAACACACCCGCCUACUGUGCCGCAGGACUCAAGUCGGUGGUGUGUUCGGUGUCCCUCUGAACUCGCUGUUGGAGAACGACAGUAAGAAGUUUCCAGGAGUCAAAGUUCCUGUCAUCUUCCAGAAGUUGCUGUGUAUUUUAGAGCAGACCGGACUGCACACUGAGGGGAUCCUUAGGGUCCCAGGAUCUGCUGCAAGACUGAAGUACCUGCGUAGAGAGUUAGACAGGUGUGUCGGAGGCUUUGACUGGUCUGCAGUGCAACAGGUGGAUGCUGCAGGUCUGCUGAAGCUUUUCAUCCGGGAGCUUCCGAUACCUCUGCUGACACACACACACCUGUCGACCUACCGCUCUGUGCUGGGGAUCUCUUCAGUGGUCCACCAGGUCCAGGCACUGCAGCUGCUGACCUUGUUGCUUCCUGAAGCCCACAGAGAGACGCUCCGAGCCCUGUUAGUCUUCCUGCGUAAGGUGGUCUCUCAUCAGGACCAGAACCGGAUGUCUCUGUGGAAUGUCUCCAUUGUGAUGGCACCCAACCUGUUCACCUGGCGUCACCGUGGCAAUAAGCGCUCCGUCACCAGGCAACGGGAAGAGAUGGAGGAGGCAGUGGGUGGGGCUCACCUGAUCCAGCUCAUGAUUACACAUCAGGACCUCCUGUGGACUGUCCCCACCUUUUUGCUGUCUCAGGUGAGGCAGUUGAACCAGGUGUCUAAUCAGAAACAGUUCAGCCUGAAGACGAAGAAACUGCUACGAAGGAAGGACAAGAAUCAGAUCACGGAGCUGUGUGAAGGUUUGAUCCGGGUCCACGCCCCCCUACACCCCAAGGUCUCCAUGGCAAUACAACUUGACGGACAGAUGCGAGCCAAAGAUGUCACCUCCCGCUUUGAGUGUGAGAACAGUCCAGUCCUGCAUCUCUAUGAGGUCGGAGGAAACAUCUGUGAACGCCGUCUCCAUCCUGACUGUGUUCUCUUGGACACUUACAGAGUCAAUCCUCGCUGUGAUUGGCUGGUCAAACCCUGACACAGACCGUCUCACCACUCUUACCUCUUGUGUCUCACCUGUCUUACUUUCUGACCCAACCUGUAAAAUCAGAUGGCAGUCGAAAGGUGACAUCACAGUAGUUACACAUCAGGAUUCAGGUUGAUCAUUAAAGGAGUUUUAUAUAAAAAAAAACUGAUAUUAUUUGUAUCAACUGUAUUUUGUAGCUGUUGUUACUGAACUUAAUUGUUUUGUCUUUAAUGAACAUUGUUUAUUGUUGAAAUGCUGCUGUAGAAAUGAGCUCAUGUUAAAAACAUAAAAACCUGCUGACUGUA